Messenger RNA from Menidia menidia (Atlantic silverside), 950 nucleotides. The record is from the annotation of a GenBank genome assembly. Lineage: Eukaryota; Metazoa; Chordata; Actinopteri; Atheriniformes; Atherinopsidae.
GCAGUGGGGCCGGGUCAUACUUGGGUGCAGCUCCACCAGAGAAGGAAGCGAAGUUUCCGGCUGUUUGCAGCGGAGGGAGAGGAUUGCUGACGCCGCGAAACCCCGAGAAAAAACGCCACCGCCUCGGGGGGCUAACACUUUGAAGCCUCGGUAGUGGCCGUUGUCUUUGAGUUAUAGGGGCUGGCGAUUUAUUUAUUUAUUUUUUUUAAUUGCACGGGUCAGGAGAGUUGAACAGCGAACCACGGAAAGAAGCGGCACAAGGCGCGGGUGAGCUAACGGCUACCGGCAUGGCCAGGGACUACGAUUACCUCUUCAAGCUGCUCAUCAUCGGCGACAGCGGAGUGGGGAAGAGCAGUCUCCUCCUGCGAUUCGCAGACAACACGUUUUCAGGUAGCUAUAUCACCACGAUCGGUGUGGACUUUAAGAUCCGAACGGUGGAGAUCAACGGGGAGAAGGUGAAGCUCCAGAUCUGGGACACGGCGGGGCAGGAGCGCUUUCGCACCAUCACUUCCACAUACUACAGGGGGACGCACGGGGUCAUCGUGGUCUACGACGUCACCAGCGCCGAGUCCUUCGUCAACGUCAAACGAUGGUUACAUGAAAUCAACCAGAACUGUGACGACGUGUGCCGAAUAUUAGUGGGAAACAAGAACGACGACCCGAACUCCAAAGUGGUGGAGACGGCUGACGCACAGAAGUUUGCAGAGCAGAUGGGAAUCAGCCUGUUUGAGACCAGCGCAAAGGAGAACAUCAACGUGGAGGAGAUGUUUAACUGCAUCACAGAGCUGGUGCUAAGAGCCAAGAAGGAGGUGCUGGCCAAGCAGCAGCAGCAGCAACAGAACGACGUGGUCAAACUCACCCGGAACAGUAAAAGGAAGAAAAAGUGCUGCUAACAAACUGGAAGCCCCCCCACAGACGGCCGGGGAGGGAGGGGGGCGUCUCUCCCUCUC